Molecule: messenger RNA, 930 nt
Organism: Zea mays
Lineage: Eukaryota; Viridiplantae; Streptophyta; Magnoliopsida; Poales; Poaceae
Product: helicase-like transcription factor CHR27
Exons: 5
Coding region: 1-642 (213 amino acids)
Biological process (GO): nucleotide-excision repair
Cellular component (GO): nucleus
Molecular function (GO): ATP-dependent activity, acting on DNA
Source: RefSeq, a predicted model, not a curated record
AUGUCCGUCCCCUCCCCCUCCCCACCCCGCACCAACCGCCCGCCCCAUCUGCACCGCCCCUCCACAAAAACCCUAGCUCUGCUUGCGGCGGGCGGUAGCGACUGCGCGCGACGUGGAGGAGGCACCCCCACCCGCCUAACUGAACUAUCAUUUCCACUCAGUUGUGCUAAUCCAGCAUUUUCAGUACAAGAAGGAUCUCCUCCUGAUGACCCAAAAUCUAGGGUGCUGCUCGCUUUAAGGGCUGUGAUAAAGUGUAUCGAAGAGUAUAAGCUUCAGAAGGAGUAUUCACUUGGACCUCUCCAAAAGCGUGUUUCUGAGCUAAAUCCCAAGGAUGCAGACUACAGGGUCUUCCUGAUGAGCUUAAAAGCUGGAGGAGUCGCGCUGAAUCUCACUGUAGCAUCUCAUGUGUUCCUGAUGGACCCUUGGUGGAAUCCAGCGGUCGAGAACCAAGCGCAGGACCGUAUCCACCGAAUUGGGCAGUUCAAGACAAUCAAGAGCACUAGGUUUGUGAUAAAGGGCACGGUUGAAGAGCGCAUAUUGCAACUGCAACAGAAGAAGCAGCUGGUGUUUGAAGGCACCGUGGGGGACUCGCCGGAUGCCAUGUCGAAGCUUACAGAGGCGGACCUCAAGUUUCUGUUCUAGAUCUAAAUGCUGACGUAGUUAAGCAUGAGUAGGGAGGGCAGGCUAUGCUAGGACUAGGAGCACUGACUUGUUGGAAGUUGGAACCCUGACGCUGCCGCUGCCAUAUCACCAGUACGGACGGGGUCGGCGGUGCGUAGAUCGACUGCUGAUGUGCUUGUUAGAACUGAUGUACCAAUUCUUUUAAUAAAAAACAGAUAAACUUGUGGCAAGCGUCAUUGCGUCAGGAAGUUGACCUCCUGAAGUUAUUUGAUAUUGUAUACUGAUAAGUGAUAAACUAGAUUAUGUAGU